AUGUUUGCAAUAACUGUCGAGCUGGGCGUGUGGGAUUCGUUCUCGUCGAUUCGUAGUGUCGAAAUCAGAUGGGGACCAGCGUCCAGGCCUAAAGAGAAAGACAUGGGUACCCUCGGCAACUUCUUCCGAUCGUGCGCGGCGGGGGCUUCCAUCGUGGAGAAGAAGCUUCGGUCGAAGGCGCGAGAAGAUAAGAAAAAGAGAUGGAGGUGGACAUCAGACGGCUACCGCAGUUUUUCGUAUUUCGAUACAGACGGAUGAGAGCAUGCGGCAUCAAUGAUGGAAUGCGGGCGUCAAUGUCUCGACUAGGGCCCGUAAUUCUCCAAAACAUAACCAUCGUCGUGUGCCUUUCGUGGUCGAGGUGGUCGAGGUCGCAAAGGAGUCGAGACAGGCGGAAAGAUGAAGAGAAAGCAGAGGGAGGAGGCUCUGCAGGUGCGGUGGGGUGCUGACGAGGUAGGUAGGUGAUGUACCACGGAUGCCGUAUCAGCCUGUGCGUCGGAAAAUCCUCCGCACAGUGUUUGCGGCUUGUGUCCAGCCACCAAGUGUGUUGUUCCACACCGUAGUUGGAUAUAUAGCAAGACAGGCAUUGAUAGGGGACUAUCAACAUGGAGCCCUGGGGAGUCCCAAGACUUCAGGGAUUGGCAUGCCGGUCUUGAGCAAGUUGUCAACUGCACCGUGAGUCAUCAAGUAGUGUGCUUCCCAC
Molecule: messenger RNA, 700 nt
Organism: Podospora bellae-mahoneyi
Lineage: Eukaryota; Fungi; Ascomycota; Sordariomycetes; Sordariales; Podosporaceae
Exons: 2
Coding region: 1-258 (85 amino acids)
Source: RefSeq, a predicted model, not a curated record